Molecule: messenger RNA, 711 nt
Organism: Vicia villosa (hairy vetch)
Lineage: Eukaryota; Viridiplantae; Streptophyta; Magnoliopsida; Fabales; Fabaceae
Exons: 2
Coding region: 1-711 (236 amino acids)
Molecular function (GO): nucleic acid binding
Source: RefSeq, a predicted model, not a curated record
AUGGGACCUUUUCCAUCUUCCUUUGGUAAUAACUACAUACUUGUCGCAGUAGAUUACGUGUCUAAAUGGAUAGAAGAUGUAGCCUCACCCACAAACAAUGCACAAGUAGUGAUUAAGUUGUUCAAGAAUAUAAUAUUUCCGAGGUUUGGUGUAGCAAGGAAGGAUUGGUCAACUAAGUUACACGAAGCAUUGAGGGUGUAUAGAACCGCCUACGAGACACCAAUAGGAACCACGCCCUUCAAAUUAGUAUACGGUAAAUCUUGUCAUUUAUCGGUAGAACUAGAGUAUAAAGCCUACUGGGCAAUAAAAACCUUAAACUUAAGUUACACCGCUGCCGGCGAAAGGAGGCUAUUAGAUAUUAACGAGUUGGAGGAAAUUAGAUUGGAUGCUUACGAGAAUGCUAGGAUUUAUAAAGAAAGAACAAAGAAAUGGCACGAUAAACGCAUCUCAAGGAAGGAAUUAAAUGAAAGAGAUGUGGUGCUAUUGUUUAAUUCUCGACUUAAGCUCUUUCCUGGAAAACUUCGUUCAAGGUGGUCUGGUCCAUUCGAAGUUACCAAAGUAUAUCCGAGUGGCGCUGUCGAAAUUAAAGGAAAAUCGAGCGAUAGCUUCAUUGUAAACGGGAAGCGAUUAAAACAUUACCAUAUUGUUGAAAAUAAAGACUACACUGAUAGUCUUAAGCUCGUAGAGUUAAUCGUCGAGUCGAAGAACUAA